Messenger RNA from Dentiscutata heterogama, 393 nucleotides. NCBI's taxonomy places the organism in Eukaryota, Fungi, Glomeromycota, Glomeromycetes, Diversisporales, Gigasporaceae. The record is from the annotation of a GenBank genome assembly.
AUGCUAAACCGAAAAAAACAAAAAUCAGAAUCUAAUUGGUGGGAUGGGUAUAAGAGACAUGAGAUAGUUCUUUUUGAUGAAUGGUAUACAUCAAUAGAUUGGAAUGAUAUUGUAAAAUAUUUGAAUGAUACACCUGAGAAUGUUGAGCAAAAAGGCAAGACAUUUGUGCCUUUUCUUGCCAAGUAUGUCUUUAUGACAUCUCACAAACCACCAGAAGAAGCUUUUAAUUUUCGAAGACAUAAUAUAAAUGAAGAGAUGUCAACUCAACGUGAUUGGGGUCAAUUUUAUCAUUGUCUUGAUUAUGUUAUUGAAUUUAAAGGUAUAUGGCAUGAUGAGAUAGAUCUUCGUACUACCGAAUUAAUAUUUCAUAAAGGUUCAGAGAAAGAAUUUUGA